AUGUCUUCCACCAUCAAUCGAGUCCGUCAUAUCGUUGCGCUUGCGCUCGAUUUGGAAGAGAAGAGAAUCCGUGACACCGCAGACUUCGUGGAUGACUUGGGCGCGACUCGCCAGGAGUUGAGGGGAAUCUUCCGCGAAUUGGAGAAGGAAUUCAACAUCAACAUUCCCACUGAGGACCAGCGUGAGAUCACCAACAUCCGCACUGCUGUGGAAUACAUCGAGGCUCAUAUCUAG
Molecule: messenger RNA, 234 nt
Organism: Aspergillus melleus
Lineage: Eukaryota; Fungi; Ascomycota; Eurotiomycetes; Eurotiales; Aspergillaceae
Product: acyl carrier protein
Exons: 4
Coding region: 1-234 (77 amino acids)
Biological process (GO): fatty acid biosynthetic process
Source: RefSeq, a predicted model, not a curated record